CCCCCAAAAAAAACCUCUGAUCUUGCAGAUGUACAAGGGAUUCGAGAAGGUGGAGAGGGUCCACGAGGUCUAUACCCCGAUGGGAGAUUUCGUGUGCGGCGUGAUGUUAGGCCCAGACCAGAUGGACAAAGCCUACGUUCUGUCGGGCAACGUGCUCUCCGAUGGGAAAAUCUACAUCAACAUCUGCAGCCUGAACAGAGCCUGGAAGGAGCUGACUCCGGCACAGCAGGCAAACCUGGAUGGGAGUUACGAGGCUGGGUGCCAGUGCACAGUUGUUCCCUGUCUCCGGUUGCCGUGUAGCGCCGCUGACGACCAGUGCCUGUGGACAGAUGGAAUUUUGAAUGGGAAUUGGGACGGGCCGCAGCGCCAGAGUUUCUCCUGCAGCAUGAAUGCUUCCGGCCUGUGCCACUGGGUCCCCACCAAGGUCGCCAGGAUGCGUGCCCUCUCCCAGGAGGAGAGGCAGUAACCGGGGGAACGGGGAGCAGGAACGAGGCCCGCCAGAGAUCCCGCCCCCUCCUCGAGCCUGUAUUGAGCCACUGGUGUCGUUCCUUUUCUCUCGCCUCCCCUAAUCCAGGCUUCGGAGCAAAAUGCUGCCAACUUCCAUCAAAAUGGCCUCCACUUGCAAUGCAGUGGCCUCUACGUGCGUUAAAAUGGCCUCCACGUCCAACGCAGUGGCCUCCACCCCUGUUAAAAUGGCCUCCACCCCCGUUAAAAUGGCCUCCACGUCCAACGCAGUGGCCUCCACCCCUUGUUAAAAUGGCCUCCACCCCCGCUAAAGUGGCCUCCACCCCCAUUAAAAUGGCCUCCACUUCCAAAGCAAUAGCCAACUCUCCCAUCAAAAAGGGCCUCACUUCAUCAAAAUGGCCUCUGCUCCCACCAAAAUGGCCCUCACUUCAUCAAAAUGGUCUCCACCUCAAAAAGCAUGCCACUUCUGAUGGUAGGCCCUCUACUCCUGUCAAAAUGGCCCCCCGUGUCCAUCCAAACAGUCCCCACUCCCAACGCAAUAGCCUCCACCCCUAUCAAAUGCCCGCCCCAUUGUCAACAAAAUGGCCCCCACUUGCGUCCAAAAUGGCCUCCACCUUGAAACGAUACGCCUCCCCACACCUCCACGUCCCUUCUUCUUCCCUCCCUCCCUCACGCCGCCCACCGCCCCCUUACUUCAAACCAAUUUGCCCCACAACGCCGAACGGUACGGCCCUGCUAUCGCCAAGGCGACCUCGCGCAUACGUCAAAACUCGCCUCAGCUUCCAACAAGAUGGCCUCCAGCUCAGACACAAUGGCUCCCGCUUGAUAUCCUCUUUUAUAGAAGGCUAUCCUUUUCUGCGCCUUUUUAGCCUAUUGUUGGUUAACUUAUUAUUUCUAUUUGUGAGCCGUAGUGAUCAAGGGUGUUAAAUCCCUACUGAGGGGAAGGGAAUGACAAGGUUUUGUGUCGUGAGGCCAAAAUGCCAAGCCAAAACAUUUUUGCGUCUGUAGAUUUUUAUAUGAUAUAUUUCUAUAAAUAUAAAUCAAAUAAAGCUGUGUUAUGUGA
Messenger RNA from Rhincodon typus (whale shark), 1528 nucleotides. RefSeq names its product metalloproteinase inhibitor 4-like. Gene Ontology annotation, biological process: negative regulation of membrane protein ectodomain proteolysis; negative regulation of endopeptidase activity. The transcript has 3 exons. Gene Ontology annotation, cellular component: extracellular matrix. Gene Ontology annotation, molecular function: protease binding; metalloendopeptidase inhibitor activity. Lineage: Eukaryota; Metazoa; Chordata; Chondrichthyes; Orectolobiformes; Rhincodontidae. The record is from RefSeq and is a predicted model, not a curated record. Bases 29 to 466 code for a protein of 145 amino acids.